Messenger RNA from Spirometra erinaceieuropaei, 8834 nucleotides. The record is from the annotation of a GenBank genome assembly. Lineage: Eukaryota; Metazoa; Platyhelminthes; Cestoda; Diphyllobothriidea; Diphyllobothriidae.
AUGCGUGAUCUCAACCCUCAAAAGAUGAAAUUCUUCUAUGCCUGCAACGUCGCAUCGGCCAAGGAGGCAACUAAUGUGUGUAGAACCUUUUCGUUUGUUAUUCGCUAAUUGCAUACUUUUCUAUUUUUUCUUUUGCAAUUUGUCUAUCUGGAAGAUAUUAACAGACGCAUUUUAUAAUGAGUCAGUCCACCGAAAACUCUGUUCAAUCAAAAAUUGUUUUAACAUAAGUUCUCAGCAGCCUACUUUCGUCGUAGAUUAACAGUGUUCCUGUGUUAACUUCUUGUCAGGAACCUGAACCCCGAGGUUGUGAUGAGUGACUCUGUCCACCUUGAUAUACCAAAUAAACCCGCAACCCUGAGGUAGAACGCCAGCGCCGAUUGCCGAAAACCCGAAUUCACAGUUGGACCAGAUUUAUUUCCUUAUCUCCAGUCUAGCGUAGAUGCAAAAUUUCGCGAUAGACAUCCUUAAGACGUUUUAACCGAGCAUUUGGCCGUUCCUGAUUUCCAUUAAAUUCAUCCCAUUUUCGGGAAAUUUCCCAAGAAUUAGUUACUAUGACGGAGCAUUGGUUCUCGUUUUCAAAGUUGCCUAUCUUCUCUUUUAGCUCACUGGAAUUGCUAAACUCUUUCCUAAAAGUCGUCUGUCUGCCUACCUUUUUGAACCUUGUGGUUAUUCUGUGAACGGGUUAAUGGAUAAGGUAAAUGACAAACCUCUUCAUUUUUGAUAACGUCGAUCGCCAGUACUGAUUCUAUUAAACCCUGAGUUUUACAAAAGUAAUGACUUUGCAGUUGGAACCAUUUAGUUUUAUUGUUAGUCUAAUCUUAUAGCUAUCAAUAACGUAGCGUGGUUUCAAUCUUUUUAUCCUCUUGCGUUAUAGGAUGAUUACUUUACUGUGCAUGUCACACCGGAACCGGAGUUCUCCUACGCCAGUUUUGAGACCAACAUUGCUUUACCCUGCUACAUUCAGUUAAUGACACGUGUACUGGAAGUGUUUGAUCCACAGACCUUCAUCUGCACCCUUGUAACUGAGAUUGUAAAUUCCCUUGCAAGUAUUUUGCUGAAAUGAGCCUUCUACUUUUCUGAAUGGCUUGUCCGGCAAUCGUACUAAGCCUGCCCGUGCCUGUUCACAAAUUGGUUACUAGUUAGUCUACAAAUGAGCUUCGAAUAUUUCUCAGGCACAAUAUGCUAAUUGACACGCUUACGUAAUGGGUUGAUUUUUCCCAUUAAGAACCACUGACGGUAUUACAAACGUUACACAAUUGCCACCUUUUAAAUUUUGGUCGGACAUGGAAGAAUGGCUCCUUACCCUAAAGGCGGCCUCCCGUUAAAUUCUGCAGGGCACGCAUUUGCGUGUUCUAACCUUAGUUCCAGUCCUAGUUAUGGACCUAACCAUAACACUAGUUCUAACCCCCUGGAAUUUGGGACGGGGCUACCUGCAGUACGGGUGUUCAUGCUCCUCCCCCACGUCGGUCGGCGGACUGAUCAGUCGUUGCCGUUCCUGUGAGUCGCUUUUAGCCUCGGGGGAACGUCGGCGACGCACCUGACCCCUGGCCGCCACAUCCCUUCUCCUACAUGUACGUCCGCUCUCGACUCUGCGUGCUCGCGUGUCCUAUUGGUUUUGUCCGAACUAACCUGGGCCUUAUUCGUAGCGCCUGGUAGGGGAGAUGCUAGUCAAUAGCUCGAGGACCAACUUUCGAGCAAUAAUCUGGCCAUCUUCUAAUUGGCUCCGUUCACCAACCUUUGCUUCCCAAAAGGCGAACUGUGGUAUGUCGCCAUACACCGAAGACAGCUUGUCCUAACGGUUGAUUGCACGUCGGUGUUUGUGCAAUUUUGUCCCAAGGCCUUUGCUCGUUUCACCAACACACCUAGCAUCACAAUUUUGGCAUUGUAUGCUGUAGACCACUGCUGAUUAUUCUGUUGCUGGAGGCGGGUGUUUGGUUUCAUAGUUUUCUGCCUGAUUUUGCGUUCUGAUUUAUGAGCCACGUCAAUCGCAAAGGAUUUUAGGAUCUUUGGCGUCGCCUCUGAACCGUUCUUCGCAUAGGGGAUUGCAAGCCAGAACUUCGGUUUAUCCUCCGCUCGACCGCUCAAAAUGAGGCUUCCUGGGGCAAUUGCGCAUGAAGGACUUCGGAUAGCUGUUGGCUUUAAAAAGGGCGUCUAAAUACUUCAUCUCCUCCUUCAUACCACCGUCGUCGCCACACUGUGUUUGAAUACGUUGGAAGAGGGUUCUGACACAGUUGCGUUUGUGACAAACAGGGCGGUUGCAUCGGAAGUGGAGAAUGCGCGUACUGUUAGUUGCCUUACCUUAGAACGUUGUUUUAAUCUUCCCGUCUGCCAGUUUUGUAACUUGUACGCCAAGGAAGGUUAACUGAUCAUUGACUUCUUCCUCCAUUGUAAGCUGAAUGUCGGGAAAGAUUGAAUUCAACAAUACCUUGGUAGCCUGCUCUUCGCUCCUCUUGACUAUGACGAACGUGUCGCCGAUGACAUCGUCGGUGACGGUAUCUUUCAUUUUUCGUAUUCUCAGAGAGAAUAGUGCUUGCGUCGAUGCCGUUUACAUUUAUUUAUUUGUUCUCUGCACAUUAGUUGGCUUCGAAACCUCUGAUGGUUCUACUUCGUCGUAUUUACUUCGAUGCACAGACAAUUUUGACGCGUUUUAUCACCUUAUAUGCCUACCAGCACGCGAUAUCCCAGAUUCUCAUGAGAAUUGCCGUUAUCAUGAAUUAUUAAACGAGAUAUUGGAUAGGAAGAUCCUAUUAAACAUCUAAGGAUCGUUAAAAUAGACGGAUGGCCAACUUCAGAGAAAUGCAUUUGAUAUAUGUAUGGUCAGGGAAGUUGGCUUUGAAGCCAUGCGGUCAGAUCACUAAUCCCAAUUUCCUCGAUGUUGGCUUUCCCAACUGAUAUCCUUCGUUAUCUACAAUAAUGGGUUUUAGUUAGCCGCUUCUUUCCAACGGCUCUGAUUGAACUGACAAGGGCUAUGGUAUCAGUGCGCACUAAGUGUUCGAGAGCAAUUUUGUGUAUUAUAGCUCAAGUGUAUCCCAACUGCCAGGUGAGUAAACUGAUGUUUCGCCAUGUGUGAAGGUACAGUGUGUUUGCCGACGCCGAACACCCGCAACAGCCCUUAAUGUUUAUUUAUACGCCCUAAUGCAUAACCAGUCGGUAGGGUGGAGAGAUGUGACCGUUUGGUGGCUACCCGACUGUGCUACCAUAUUUCAAUAGGAUUGCAAACUUCGGUUUCAAACCAUUUCAUCAUGCUAUUCGAAUAAUCAGGUUUUUCCUUACAGACUAGCCGGCAAGUUUUUAAACAUGUACGUUCCUUGAAAAACGAGUUCUAGUUUAGAGAGAGUGGGUUUGAAGGUAGGUUUUAUGAAAGAGAAUACAAUAUGCGCUGAAUUUUAAAGUAUUGCCCAGAGUUAUCCCACCUGUUUUUUAGCUGGAAAACGUUUUACGUGAAUUUGCAAAACCGACUGGCAGGUUAUAUAACUCCAAGCAAUUCGGACACGGUAGCAUUCUGCAUUUUCAGUAGGAAUCUAUCCAGCCACCUAUAAAAAUGAAAUUCGGAAACUAAUUACCACCUAGAUAACGUCUGUUUCGUCCGAUUGAUUUCCGAAGUCCGCACAAAGUGAUUCGAAAGUAAUGUGUGCAAAAGUUCAUUUAUUACACCUGAUUUUUUCUAACGCAAACCUGCAUAUUUUUGAUUUAAAAUAUUAACUUUGUGUUUUAACUUUCAUUAGUAUCAGUUUAUUUCGAAACGAUACCUUUUUAGCAGUUUUCGGUGUAUGCAAGAUAUAUGAGGUAAAUUCUUCCCAAAGAACACUCAAACCUCAGUGUUUCAGUAAAGAUGCCUCCUCGUUUUGUAAUGUAUCAAUAUGUCUAAAACACUGUAUGACAUAUCAGUAGUAUUUACUGGCCUGAAGAUUGUAAGGGAGAACUCCAAGAAUGGUUAACAAUUCGAACAUUUUGAGAAAACAGAACAAAUUUACUAAAUCUAUAUGCUCAUCGAAAAUGGACAAAAAAAUGCACAGCCUAAAUAGUGCUUUUUCGGGGUGCUUUAUACAGGUGGUUGAGAUGUCAGACGUGUACUAACAAAGUCGGCCAGUGUUUCAGGGGUUUCGACGCGGGCAGCGUAUAUAGAAUGUGGUUGUCCGUAUUAAAAGUCAUCAGACUAAAAGACAUGCUCGCUUUUCAAUUCAAAACCCAAAGUGAAAGCGCACACGGUACAAAUUCUGCAAGUCAGAAAUUCGAUUUUUUCCAAUGGCAUUUUCUGGUUGUCUGCUUCUUCUAUCCUCUCAAUCUGUUUUACCAAAGCUGUUUCUGGUCAUUAGACCAUGCAGACUAUCUCAAGUUUUCGCCAAGCUUUUAUGGUACAUGACAGUUCGACCGUCGCUGCCGAAUAUGUCUACCGUGUAUCCACGGCAUGGUGAGGCACAGACGGUGACUUGUGCGUAAUUUAGUUUAACCUGAAUGUGGACUUACACAGAAUCUACUUCACUCUCUCAUCCUCCCCCACCUGGAGCCGGUGUCAAGACAGAGUCAAGAAAACCGGAGGAUGGAGGGCGCAGUUGAAUGGCACGAUCGAGUCCGCACCUUGGCCUUUCACUCCACAUCACCUAUCCCACACAGCAAAUGGCCAGAUUUCUUAAUCAACACCAAAAGGGUGGCUGGCACGGCCGGAGUCGCACCUAGAUGUACCGUCAAACCUUACUCGGAUCCUAUGGACACGUUGGAGGUAGGUGGGCCUUAGCGUUGUGAGGCGAGGGCGGUAGUUGAGAUUUUCGUUUCCGGCGUUUGGCUUUGGUGACGGUAAUUCGGUCAGCUUCGAAGAUGGAUGCGCUUGUCUUCAUUGUUUUCCUCCACGUAGGUCGGUCCCGGGCGAGGUCUUCCCAGUUUGGCAGGUUGAUCUGCAGGGGCUUCAGGGAGGUUUUCAGAGUAUCCUUGUAGCGCCGGAUUCGAUCUCCAUGUCAGAGUGAACCCGUCGCGACAUCUCCAUAGAGAAGUGGUUUUGGUAGCCUCUCGUCGUCCAUCCGUACGAGGUGGCCGCUCCAGCGUAUUUGUAGUUGCCUCAGUAUAGCGUGAAUUUUGAGGAUUACCGUCCUCUCAUAUACGUUCAUGUCUAGGAUCUAGUCCUGCCACCCCAGUUCCAGUAUUCGACGAAGAUAACUGAGGUCAAAAUUAUUGAGUCUUCGUGCCUACUUCAUGUAGACCAUCCAGGAUUCUGCUCAUACAGCAGCUUCGGAAGAAUGGCCGCCUUAUAUAUCUCCAGUUUGGUCUUGAGGUGGAGACCGUGGCGAUUAAAAGCUAGACUUUGCGGACGGCCGAAGGCCUGGCUGGCUUUAGAAAUCCAGUGGGCCACUUCAUUGUCGGUUAUUUUGUUGCGGGAGAGGGUGCUACCCAGGUAUGUGAAGUUGUCCACGACCUGCAGUCAGGCGCCGUUCACAUUGAUGUGAGAUGCAUUGUAAGUAGCGUCGGGUAGCGGUUGAUGCAUAACUAUCAUUUUUUCCGUGUUGAUGAUCAGGCCGGAGUUGUCGUGGGCGGUGACGAAUAGGUCCAUGCUCCCUUGCAUGUCCCCUUCUGGGGUGGCGUUGAGGGCGAAGUUAUCGGCUAAGAGAAGUUCAUGGACGGUCGUUGUGGAUACACGCGACUGAAAAUGCAUCCGUCAGUGGUUGAGGAGUUGGCCGUCCGUCCUGUAGGCGAUGCGGAUCCCAGGCUGUUUGUCACGGCAGGCGUCCAUCAGCAUGACAGAGGAGGUUAGGCGUGAGGACGCAGUCCUGUUUCACUCCGCUGGUCACUGCGAAUGCCUCUGUGGCAGGUCAAUUAUCCGUGACUCGCGCCAUCAUGCCAUCGUGGAACUGACAUACUAUCUGGGUAAAUGGCUCGGGACAGCCGAAUUUCUGCAUGAUUUUUUGCAGUCCUUCGUGAUUCACCGUGUCGAAGGCUUCUGUCAGAUUCGUGAAGGUAGAGAAGGGGUGGGACCGCUUCUCCUGCAGUUGAUGGGAGGCGAGGAUCAUGUCGGUGUUUCCAUGAUGACGAUGGAAGCCGCACUGGCUUUGCGGUAGAAGACCUUGUUCCAGAUGGUGGUUCAGGCGGUUGAGAAGAAUGUGAGCGAAGAUCUUGCCGGUGAUGUUCAGCAACGAGAUGCCUCAGUGGUUGUCACAGAUUUGGCGGUUUCCUUUCCGCCUGUAUAGAUGUACGAUUGUUGCGUCCUUUAGAUCCUGAGGGACUUUAUCGCGGAGAAGAAUUUCUUCUAUUCGUUGAGAUCCGUCUACCCUUGGAUCUCCUCGGACUUGCGAGCCGUCGAGGCGUCCUGCAUCUCCCGCGACUGCUUUUGUACAAGGCGGCGACUACGGUAGAAGGCAGCUUUGUUGUCGUCGUUGGAACGGAGGACGUAGGCUACUGUACAGACGGCUCUUGUCGGUAAGAAGGUUGCUGAUGGCGGCGCCGUCAUCGAGUCAGUCCCGAUUUUGGCGUCGUGCGUGACAGAAGACAGCCAGGCCCAUCUGCUGGAUUGUGCCCCUUAGUUGCCUCCAUCGAUUCUCCACGGAGGCAGUCACGUCAGAGGCGGCGGUGGCGACUGGAAGGUUGGCUGGCCGUUGAGCUAGCUUAUUGCUGAAAUGGAAAUGGUGGGCAGACAGAGACGACAAAGCAACAUUCAACUUUCCCGGGAGUCGCUCACCUUGAGGUCUCCUGCAAGGCUGUAGACGAAUCCGUAUCUUGGAGAUGACGAGAUGAUGGUGGGUCCACCCGAUCGCCUUUGUCAACAGCACGUCCCGCCGGUCUCGCCUCCGGACGAGAACAUAGUUUAGCAGGUGCCACUGACGCGACCGGGGUUGCCUCCAGGUGGCCUUUUCUCGCAUCAGGUGGCGGAAAUAGGUGUUGGUCAGGGUGAGACGGUGUUCUGUGCAGGUUCUUAGGCAGAGCAGACCACUGUCGUUGGAGCCUUUGAGACCAUGGGGACACUGCACUCCUAUCCAGACAGCGUGGUCUGUGCCGACGCGGGCGUUAAAGUCAUUAAGGACAAUUAGCUUAUCCGCCUUCGGCACAGACGCCGGGAGGGCGUGCAGGUCCUCGUAGAAUUUGCCCCUAACUUCGCCCAGGUUGGUCACCAGGGAAGUGUAGACACUGACAGUGAUGGCGAAUUCGCCUUUCUAGAGAGGCAGACGAUCGUUGAUGCCCUGCGGCAGACAAGGCAGUCGUCCCACGACGUCGUUCCAGAUGACAAAGACGACACCCGCGUCCCGUCGCUCUGCCUUGGGGCGACCGCUCAAGAAGAAGGUGUAGCCGGCACCCACUUCCUCCAGUUGGUCUUGUUUGGAGAACGAGGUCUCGCUGAGUUUAGCGAUGUCCACUGUGUAGCGCGCCAGUUCUCGAGCCACUAGUGCUGUUCUCCCUUCUGGUCGGUUGUCUCUCGUAUUGUCUAAAAAGGAAUGAACAUUCCAGGUUGCCGGAGUGAGCGGACUCACCCUACCGGUUUUGCGAGUGUGGCGGCGGGGAGGGGGUAGGAAAAAAGAGAGUGUUGUUUCCAUUUUGAUUGUUUCGGUCGUGCAUUUUACAUCUGCGAUCACGGUCAGUCUGCAGACGACGUAGUUCCUCAGCAUUUGUUCAGGGCAUCUUUUCUAGCCCCCUCCUCCCUCGUUGGAGUGAGCAGUGCAGUUUCUAAAUAGAGCUGCUCGGUUUUCCCAGACAAUUGACGAACUCCACUAUUGGCCAUGGCUUUUUUUCGUGGUAGAACGACCCUAGUUAACCUGGGCCUGCCUACGACGUUGUCGUAUGACUCGACGGGGGGGAUGGGGAUUGGGUAGGGAAAUGAGAAACAGGGUUUCCCGUCCUAUAAGCGAACUGGUUGCUAAUAAAUACAAUUGAGUAAUCGGAUUCAAUGGAACUGCAGUUAGCGUACAGCAAAUACAAAGGGAAACAAGCAAAGGGCAGGCAAGCAUUAACAAGCAGAAGCAAUGGCAAACAGAGGAAAUUCAGCUUACAACAAGGACGAACACAAGCAAGUAGAUAGAGUCAAGCAAGCAACACCAAGCAAAGACGGCAGAGCAGUGUUCGCUCAUCUGGGGACUCACCUGCCUUGUAGCUUCCUGCGGUGCUGCAGAUGGGGUCUCGUCUGGGAGAUACUGAGGCGGUGAUCCAUUCGGUUAGCGGAGCCGAGUUACCGUGUGCGGGGAUGCCCACACGGCUACCCUCACCUGGUUAGCUCACUGAUGGAGGCGGUUACAGGGUUGUGUCCGCUAGGCAGAGCCUAGCUUCGGGGAACCGCAGGUGAGAGUUGGGUGCCAGUAUAUGGUUGCUAGGCGUAGUCUACACCUGCAAGCAAGUGAGCGACCUACGACCGUCACGUGGACGCACAACUGGACACCCCUACACCCCAAUAUGGUACAUAAUAUGCAAGGAGAAGCAUGUUGUUUGCAUACUCUGACUCGAAACCUCGAAGUUCAUUAGUCAACCUGUUUAAAGUUCUUAUUCUCCCAAUAUAGCUGGUCUUCUUCAUUUUCACUGGCCACGGUCUUGUUUUGUUUUCAGCUCUGUUAAAUGAUUUUUGAUUGAGUUAAUGCCCUGUUUAAGGGCUAUAGAUUUUUCGAUCAAAUGCAAAGCAGAUAGCACGAUAGUAACGUUGGACGGUUCCACUGCGCACUUGUAGAAUCUGGAACACUUCCUUGACAACCAACAUCUAUUUUCUUCUUUCGGGCUAUUAGUGUUCUCAAACUUACGUGGCUCAUACCUCGCUGGAACUAACCGAUACGCUUCCUCAUUAUGUGCGGAACGAAUUACACACGGCGUUAACCGCAUGUGGCCGGAAGCUGACGUUUGUCGAGUUCUCACGUGAAGAUAUGUCCGAAUGA